AUGACCCUGGACACAGUGGUCAGCAGCCUGCACCACACCACCCAUCCUCUGGAUUGCAAAGUCCUGUUCAUGGACACCUGUGGAGACAAGGCUGGGCCUGUCCCAGGCACUGGGGAGGCAGCCUCUAUCCGUCGUCCACCCCGGCCACCCAUCAGAGUCCUGAAACAAGUGAGGGCGGGGUCUGGGGCUCGGGGAGGGGGCCGGCCUCUGAGAGGCGAGGCCUGCUGCUCCCGAGAGGCGGAGCCCAGGUGGGCGGGGUUCGGGGGCGGGGAAAAUGAUUCUGGACAUCCCAAGCCCCCGGCGUCGGCGGGAAGGAUAGGGGCCUCUGCGCCCCUUCCCGGACCCGAGUGCAAUCCGUUCAUAAAUAAAACGUACAAAUACAGAAAGAAAACCCGACGCAUCCGCAACCCCCCUAGGGGGCUUUACCCGCAAAGCGAAUACAGAGAGAGCCUGGGAAGCUGGGCUGGAAGAAUUCGGAUUUGGCAGAGGAUGAGAGACGAGGGUAGGAAAGCGGCUCGGACUGAGGCCCCGGAAGGAACCCAAGGGAGAGAGGUGCCGCCGUCCGCCCCAGUCCCCGAUCGGCACGCGUCUAACACUCCAAGGGCUCAGCGGACACCGAGGAGGAGGCGCAGGCACCCUGAGGUCGAGGUCACUGUGUCCCACGAUGGGGUCCAGCCCACCAGGGAGAAGCUCGGAAAGGACAGUUGGAGAUACUAACGCUUUUGGAAAGUUGCAGCCCCUUCCCCUCGGGCCACCAUGAGUCUUCCACUGGGGCCUUUCUGCGGAAGAGGAGACCGGGGUCUCAGUGGCAGACCCAGUGGUUCCGAGCACUCCAGCAUCCCAGGUGUGUGCACGCACUGCACCCCGAGGAGCCUCUCAGCCUGAAGGUCUCAGUUGCCCCAUCCUGCUUCACAUUGCAGCAGCAGCUCCUCAUCCAUGUCAGAUGGGAAGGAUUUGGUGUUGGUUCUGUGUUUCUCUGCCUGCCUCUGCUUCUAGGUGUGUGCGGCCUGGCAGGUCCCAGGUAACCAAAAAGUCAGACUUUAGGGGGAGACUCGCAGGUAUUUUACUACACAAGAAAUGAGGCUUCACCA
This is a messenger RNA of Odocoileus virginianus texanus, 1091 nucleotides long. NCBI's taxonomy places the organism in Eukaryota, Metazoa, Chordata, Mammalia, Artiodactyla, Cervidae. The record is from RefSeq and is a predicted model, not a curated record.